CGAUUCUACAUCCUCCUUCCGAAAAUUGUUAUUAGCAUCUCGCGUUGUUCUGAGGCAGCUCCACAUUUCUCUCUCGCGCGAGCAGGAACAUACUUUCUCUCUCUAGCGCGUCUACCAAAUCUAUCGUUCCAAGAGAUCAAAAGCAAGAAAGGGAAAUGGGGUUAACAUUCACAAAGCUUUUUAGCCGGCUUUUUGCCAAGAAGGAGAUGCGUAUUUUGAUGGUUGGUCUCGAUGCGGCUGGUAAGACCACCAUCCUGUACAAGCUCAAGCUCGGAGAGAUUGUUACCACCAUUCCUACCAUUGGCUUCAAUGUGGAGACUGUUGAAUACAAGAACAUUAGCUUCACCGUGUGGGAUGUUGGGGGUCAGGACAAGAUCCGCCCAUUGUGGAGGCACUACUUCCAGAACACUCAGGGUCUCAUCUUUGUGGUGGACAGCAACGAUAGGGAUCGUGUUGUUGAGGCAAGGGAUGAGCUGCAUAGGAUGUUGAAUGAGGAUGAGCUGAGAGAUGCUGUAUUACUUGUAUUUGCAAACAAACAAGAUCUUCCCAAUGCAAUGAAUGCUGCUGAAAUCACUGACAAGCUUGGCCUACACUCGCUCAGGCAGCGCCACUGGUACAUCCAGAGCACGUGUGCCACCUCUGGUGAGGGGCUCUAUGAGGGACUGGACUGGCUCUCCAACAACAUUGCUAACAAGGCAAGUAGUCAUGCAUGAUACAUUUAUCACAUAACUUUACUUGGAGAGAUCUUCGAAUUUAGCUUUGUUGUAUCAGAUGUUUCAUUUAUGUUUAGGACCUUCAAAUCAGACAAUGGUUUGUUUUAUAUUUCCUCCUACGUUUGCUUAGUUUUGAAUGUAAUAUUCAGACACAGACUAGGGUUUUGGAUUAUGAUUUGUUUGCCCA
Molecule: messenger RNA, 900 nt
Organism: Salvia splendens (bonfire salvia)
Lineage: Eukaryota; Viridiplantae; Streptophyta; Magnoliopsida; Lamiales; Lamiaceae
Product: ADP-ribosylation factor 2
Exons: 6
Coding region: 156-713 (185 amino acids)
Molecular function (GO): GTPase activity; GTP binding
Source: RefSeq, a predicted model, not a curated record